Molecule: messenger RNA, 5243 nt
Organism: Alosa alosa (allis shad)
Lineage: Eukaryota; Metazoa; Chordata; Actinopteri; Clupeiformes; Clupeidae
Gene: ppfibp2a
Product: PPFIA binding protein 2a
Exons: 29
Coding region: 468-3464 (998 amino acids)
Biological process (GO): neuromuscular junction development
Cellular component (GO): presynaptic active zone
Molecular function (GO): protein binding
Source: RefSeq, a predicted model, not a curated record
UAUGUGAAGGUUCCCAACGUGUCGAUGAGCAUUCAUUUUGCACUAUCUGAUAUCCCAGAGACGUAGAUGAAUUGUUGCUGACACCAGUGUUGCAAAAUGAUUUUGAGAGGUUGAGCCAGAGCCUCAGAAAAAUCGUCACGUAGGGGUUAACUUCUCCACCUCAGUACAAAUUAGUCACAGAACAAAACGAAAAAUGUUCCGUAUUUUUGACAAGUUUCUGCCUCAAAAGGAUCAAAGUCAAUUUGACAGAAAUGUGUCCCCUGCUUUCUACUAUGUGACAGGUGACCGCAACAGCGUUCAAAAAAGGCGCACUGAAAAGCAACGGCAAUGAAAAGUCAAAGCUAGACCAGCAGACAUUAGGAUCUGGGGAGAGAGCGAGCAAGGCUAUCGAUUUUAAAGCGAACCAAGUCAAAUAAGAUAUCUUCCAGCACCUUGAGAGCUAACGAACAACAAAAUAUCCCGCCGACAUGGCCUCCGAUGCUAGUCAUAUGUUGGCGGCAGCACUAGAGCAAAUGGAUGACAUUAUCGCUGGCUCCAGGGCUCUGGUUCCUCUGGGGGAGUUCAGUAAUGCUCUGGUGGAGCUGCCGGGGGCCUCCAUGGCCUUCUCUGCCCGUCUGCGAGUGCUCCAGCUGGCCGAGGAGCUGCGGGAUGUGCUGGAGCUGCAGUACAGCCCGGAGGAGGCCGACGCGCUGAGGAGGCAGAUCCCCGCCGACACGGCACGCGCGUUGCUGCGGUGGCUCGGCCAUGGACUUGCUGUGAACCUGCAGUCGUUGGGGAACAAUGAGAACUAUCAAGAACGCCUGACUCGAUUAGAAGGGGACAAAGAGUCACUCGUUCUCCAGGUGAGUGUGUUGACUGACCAAGUGGAAGCCCAGGGGGAGAAGAUUCGGGACCUGGAGAGCUCCCUGGAGGAGCACCAACACAAGCUCAACAACACGGAGGAGAUGUUGCAACAGGAGCUCUUGAGCAGGACCUCUUUGGAGACCCAGAAAUUGGAUCUGAUGGAUGAGGUGUCCUACCUGAAACUGAAGCUUGCCGGAAUGGAGAAACAGAACCACAGUGUAGAACGUCAACACAAAGCUGAGAGUGUAGUGAAUCUGAUUAGUGAGCUCCAGGAGCAGAUGUGUAGGAUCCAGCAGGAGCUCACCGAUAAAGCGCGGGGGAAAAAAGAUCCUGUGGCUGAGAGGCCAGCUGACGGGGAGGGCCAUGGCGGCGGCGGCGGUAUCCCAGCUGAGGCCCCUGCCGGUGGGGCGGAGGAGGAGGCCAGCAGUGCCAGCGUGGCUCCCAGUCCUGGAGCUCCAGACACGGAGCAGAGUGGCCUGCUGACCGAACUGAGGCUUCUGAAGGACAAGGUGGACGAACUGGAGGACGAAAAGCUUCAGUAUGAGAAGAAGCUCAAAGCUACCAAGGUGGAGAUCUCAAACCUCCAGCAACUCCUCAUGUGCAAGAACACAGAGAUUGAGACCCUGCAGGCUCAACUCCUGGCCAGGUCCCCCGUGUCCAUGGACAGCGCAGAGAGAGAGGAAAUAUACAGGAGAAGACUCAACAACAAACACCAGGAGUUGCAGCGGUUAAGAUCAGGAAUGGAGUCACUGCUUGCAGCAAACGAUGAAAAGGAUAGGCGAAUCGAGGAGCUUACCAUCCUGUUGAGCCAGUGCAGACAGUUCCGAGACACUUCAGCCAAUGUACCAGGCCAUGGAGAAAGCGUACAGCCUCGGUCACUGCCUUUGUUUUGUCCUGUUGAUGGUCCAGUGUCCAGAGAGCGAGCUCUGACCGGCUGCAGUGAGGACGGGCGCAUGAACGGGGAUGUGAGGAUGAGGGCGCUCUCCCUGAAAACCCACUCAGAGUCCUCCAGUGGGUCCUCUCCCAUUCUCACGUCGCCUCUGGCCAGUCAAAGAGAAGCGGAAUCCAGGUCUCAACCGAGACUGAUGUCGUCUAGUAUGGAAGAUUUGCAGAGCGGGCUUGGGAAGCAAGUAACUGGAGCAUCAGUAGAACCUGUAGUGUCAGCUGAGGUUCGACCAGCAGACAACAAGAGCCAGACGUUGCCAGGGAAACUGUCUCUGGUGGAGCAGAACAGAGAGAGUGAAGGCAGUGACACUUCAGCUCAGAAGUCACCGGAAGAGAGCGAGGAUGGAGACUUCAGCCUAAACCUUUGCAGGAGUGCAAGUGCUCCUGCUUUAGGAAGACAAGACUUCUUUGGUAUUGGGAAAGGUGAGAAAAUGGAGGAGACGACAUCCUCGGACGUCUCGCCCAUGUCCUCAGGGGCAGACUCGGGACAGCAGUCCCCUGUGUCCCAGGAAAAUGUCAAGAACACCAAAAGUAUCCGAAAAAUAUGGGGGAAAAUUAGGAGGACGCAGUCGGGGGGCCUGAAUGGGGUUGACCUGGAGCCGUCGGAGUUCCGCAGGGGAGGACUGCGAGCCACGGCCGGCCCUCGCCUGGCCCGCACUCCUGACUCAGGCAGCUCAGUCCGGGACAAAAACACACCCUUUGCGAAGUGGACCAAAGAGCAAGUGUGUGGUUGGCUGGAGGAGUAUGGUCUGGGCCACUAUGUGAACCUCACCAGGCAGUGGGUAGAGAGUGGACAGACCCUCCUCUCCGCCACCCCUCAGGACAUGGAGAAGGAGAUGGGCAUUAAGCACCCACUGCACAGGAAGAAGCUCCAGCUGGCUAUAAGGUCCUUCAGCAACAAAACCAUGGAGAAGUCCUCCGAACUGGACCAUAUCUGGGUCACAAGGUGGCUGGAUGACAUUGGCUUGCCUCAGUAUAAAGACCAGUUCCAUGAAGCUCGCGUGGAUGGCAGGAUGCUUCAGUACCUGACAGUGAACGACCUUCUGUUCCUGAAAGUCACUAGUCAGCUCCAUCACCUCAGCAUCAAGUGUGCCAUCCACGUGCUCCAUGCCAACAAGUUCAACCCCCACUGCCUGAGGCGCAGACCGGGCGACGAGAACAAGGCCUCUCCCUCGGAGGUGGUGCAGUGGUCCAACCACCGUGUGAUGGAGUGGCUGCGCUCAGUGGACCUGGCUGAAUAUGCGCCCAAUCUGAGGGGCAGUGGUGUCCAUGGAGGCCUCAUUAUCCUGGAGCCGCGCUUCAGCUCGGACACCUUGGCCAUGCUGCUCAACAUCCCCCCGCAGAAGACGCUGCUGCGGCGCCACCUGACCACCAACUUCUCCGCUCUGGUGGGGGCGCAGGCCCAGCAGGAGAAGAGGGAAUACGCCAACGCCACGGGGCAUACGCCUCUCACCACCACAGCCAAAGUCAGGCCAAAGAAGCUGGGUUUUACGCACUUCAGUCACCUGCGUAAGAGGCGACCGGACGACUCGGCGGACUACAUCUGCCCCAUAGACACCAGCUCCCCCUCCUCUCUCAACGGCUCCCCACUCAGGCCCUACGCCGGCCUCAGGGGACUCAGCCCUGUGCUGGACAGAGACUCGGACCGGAUGGAGCAGGUUGGAUCUCGCUGCUGAUCUGUCUCCCACUCUCGGCCCAUAACGCUGUGCUUACAUAUGGCCAUUAACCCCGCCUACCCCCUUCACCUUUUGGGACGCACUGUGGUUGCAAUCAGGGUGCUAAUCGGGUCAGUUGAUUGACUUGGACUUAGGUAAUGGUGAUUCCGGAGGGGGUUAAAUGGACGGAGGAAAGAUACAAAUCAAAAUGGACUUUUAACAAUGUUGUGAUUUUUCUUUUUUAAAAAUGCGUGGUGUGCACAAAAAUCACUCAAGUUGUAAAUGGUGUCUCUGUUUGAAUAUUAACGUUCAUGUCAUUCAUGUGUGAUUGAUUGGGAUGUUACAGAGCCUAAAGCGGAUGUGUUAAAAAUGUGAUUUUCCUGGGCAUGCUGAAGAAAUGACUCUAGAAAUCGUUGUUGCAUUCCUCCUGCUUAUGGUACUCCCUUUGACCUGCUAAUAUCUGUGUGUCAUUAUUAUGCUGUCCAGCUCACCUCUUUAGCCUAAUUAAAGUAUGCUACCUGUAACAAACCUGUUUCACAAAACAUCUGCUGCUUUGCUUUGAACUGCAUUAUUAUUUAAAUGACAAAGAAACAAGGAAGCUGUUUUGUUAGCUCAUAUCACAAAUGCAAAACAAGUUUCAGAGGAGAUCAGUGUUGGCAAUUGAUUGUUUAACUAAUUAAUUAAAGGUUAUGCAAUUUAUAUUCUAUAUUGUCAGUCAGGAAUGGUGUUUUUUUAUUUUGAAAUAUGCAUCAAUCAACAUUUUUUUUGUUAUGCUUACAAAAUAGCAAACUACUCUGCUAUUUUGAAUAUCCAAGGUAAUGCAAAUUUACCUCAUUUAAUUUUCGUAUUUUUGCCGAGCUGCCUUAGCUUAUUAGCUGCCAUUACUCCAUAGGGUUGACACUAGAAAAUAGUAUAUGAACAUUCCAUGCCAGUGCUAAUGUCUUUUUGAAAGACCAGAGGCAAACAUAGUCUCCACCGGAAAAAACAAUGUUACAGUCCCUAUAUUCUCCCAAUACUACUCUUUCAACAGGAGUGCACUGAAGAAAUCAGUUGUAUCAGUUCAGCGGGUGAGGAGGCCAAGUGUAGAGAAACACGACUGUGAUCCAUAUGGGACCCUGGAGCAGACAAAGGUUGAAUCAGAAGCAGAAGGUAUAUUCAGUAUGACUGUAACACCAAAUAAGCAAGAGAUCAAUAGAAAAACUGAUCAGCAAUUUCAGACCUCCUCUGAUACAGUGAUGAGGACUAAAUCACUCUGUGUAUUCGGCAUUUGUACCACUCUUCAUUGCUGCCCUCUGCUGUCCAAUAGAAGAAUAACAUUAAAGUGUUCACACAGAAUGAACCCAUGCAUGUGAGAGAUACUAAAAUAAUAAUGAUUAUACAUGUCGGAAAAUGAUCAUAGUCCUAGUCAAAAAGCCAUACAUGGGACAUAAACCCAUCACUUCAUUACAAUUUACUUUUUUGUCCAUUCAACUAUCCAGCUGUCAGUGCCAAGGACUCAAUGUUUCCAGUGGAGACUAUUCAUUUGUUUUGACAUGGCCAUAAAUUUGUGUUAUGUGUAUAGAAAAAAAUGAUUUGUCAGUUUAAGCCACUGAGAACAAGAGCAGUGUCCUGCUCAUCUGUAGGCUGACUGCAUAUAAGAACUCUGGUGUUAGCCUUGAGGGUUGGUGUAAGUGUUCGCUCUUGAAUUUCCCACCUAAUUUCCAUGAAAUUUGAUAAGGUUGGUCCUACAGUUUAUGUUAAGCCAACCCGCUUCAUGUAAAUUACUGUUAAAGUGAGGACUGAAUAAAUAUCCUCUUAAAA